Acanthopagrus latus (yellowfin seabream) is the source of this 2085-nucleotide messenger RNA. RefSeq names its product arrestin domain-containing protein 3-like. Gene Ontology annotation, biological process: protein transport. NCBI's taxonomy places the organism in Eukaryota, Metazoa, Chordata, Actinopteri, Spariformes, Sparidae. The transcript has 6 exons. The coding region runs from base 215 to 1447 and encodes 410 amino acids. Gene Ontology annotation, cellular component: plasma membrane; cytoplasm. The record is from RefSeq and is a predicted model, not a curated record.
ACACUGAGGUUGCUAUCAGAGAGACUGCUAUUCAGCUGCAAUGUGAUAACUUGCUUUGACUUUACCAUCCAAUUCAUACUAAGACGCUGUUUUUAAACCCUCUACUGAACUGUGGUUAGUUCUAGGGGCUGGAUUAUUUUCCUUGUCUUUGUGUUUGCAUGCGCUCCUCUCUCUCGUGACCUGUGGUUUGAAAAACAGGCUUGACAAGAUUUGGAUGCCUGAGUUUGGAUAUAAACAGUGUCGAAAAGCGUGCUUCGGCGUUGAAAAGGCUUUGAGCUUCCUCUUGGUUUCACAGGAGAUUUUGAUUUGCUCACUGUGUUUUUCUUUUUGGAGAAUGACCAUCAACAAUUUCUCAAUUGAAUAUGAUGCUAUCAACAGCAAGAACACCUUCACAAAUGGAGAUACCAUCAGUGGAAGGGUCAUCGUGGAGACUUCUAAGGAAACUAAGAUCCAGUCGCUUAUUUUCAUAGCACAAGGACGAGCCCAGGUUCUCUGGCAUGAACACUACGGGCAAUAUGCGCAUUAUGUGUACUGGGCUAAUGAGAAAUACUAUGAUGUGAAACAUUAUAUGUUAAGAGAGGCAAGAGAAGAUGGCACUGAAGUCAUCGGGAAAGGAAGACAUGUGUUUCCUUUUUCCUUCAAAAUUCCUGACAGGAAAAUCCCAUCAUCUUUCAAAGACAGUGUGGGCAGAGUUGUUCACAAGUUGAAGGCGGAGCUGAAACAGUCAAUGAAGCUGACGAUAAAGGCCAAAACUCACUUCACAUUUGUGCCCAAAGCAGACAUGGACAUUCCUGGACUUAUGGAACCUCAGUAUGGUUCCAAGGAUAAAUCUCUCUCGGUUUUUGGCUCUGGGAAGGUUUGGAUGGAUGUUCACACCAAGUGCAUGGGAUACAAGCAAGGCAAGGAUCUCCAAGUCAAAGUCGAGAUCAGGAACCACUCGACUCGUCCAGUGAAGCCCAAAUUCCUGCUGUAUGAGAAGAAGAGUUACUUUGCCCAGGGUCAUAGGAAAGUUUGCACAAAUAAGAUCCUUAAGGAGAAGAUCGAGGCUAUUGCACCUUCCAGCAAUAAGACUGUGACCCAGGUGAUCACCAUCCCCAGGGAACUGCCUCCCUCCAUCUUGAACUGCUCUAUCUUCAAGUUGGAGUACAGGCUGAAGAUACAUCUGAAUAUAAAAUGUGCUUCGAACCCAGAGAUCAAGUUCCCGAUAGUCGUCCUACCUGCCUUUGAGGUUCCUACUGAGAAACAACCACCUCCAUCCGCUGGCUUUGGAUUUGAGGCUUUCAGGAGCCCAGAUCAAGCACUCGGGAGCAUGGCAUUACGACAACCACCGGCACCAGGACAACAACCUGUACCACGAUUACAAGUAGCACCCCAACCUGUGGAUCCACCACCUGCCUAUGAAGCACACACAAUGUACCCCUCCUAUCCUGACUCUGGCAAAUAUUAGUAUGCACUGUAUAUAAGCCACAAAUUGUGCAUCGCCCUCAAGAUUCCUCAUGUUAAGUUGAGAGAAGUGUCAAAACUGAUGUAAUAAAACCAAAGACAUGUUCUUUUUCUAUUCCAUGCAUUCUCCAAACUUCCCUCCUCAAAACCUGGUGCCUGUAUUACCCACGAUGCAACUCGACCAACAGUUGAAGCAGUUUGCCCCCUCUGGAGCCACAGAAGGGUUUAUACAACUUGCCUCACAUACUGUAUGCAACAACGGCUCUCUGGACCUGUGAACAGCCUUUAAUCUGUCAUGUUUCACUUCCUGUAUUGAGACUCAGCAUUCUGGCAUCACAUCACAGCUGGAAUAAAUGAGGCUGAGAUGAACUACUUACAAAGCAAACUAUUAUACAAAUUGUAUUUAUUUAAUGUCCACAGAAAAAAUGCACAAGUUUUCUAUUGUCUGUAUAGUCGUCGUUGUUGUCGGGCAAAUAAUUAUAUACAGCUCUCACUGAGCCCUGAGUGUUAAAUGUUACCUCAUUAUGAAAUCAAUACACAAAUAAAUUGUGCAGAAUAUGUGAUUGUGCCUGUAAUUGUGAUUGUCCCAAAAUAAGAUUUUAUUGUUCUUAAUUGAAUAAAUCAUUUUGUAGAUGUUUUUAA